Molecule: messenger RNA, 1020 nt
Organism: Westerdykella ornata
Lineage: Eukaryota; Fungi; Ascomycota; Dothideomycetes; Pleosporales; Sporormiaceae
Product: aryldialkylphosphatase
Exons: 2
Coding region: 1-1020 (339 amino acids)
Molecular function (GO): hydrolase activity, acting on carbon-nitrogen (but not peptide) bonds
Source: RefSeq, a predicted model, not a curated record
AUGCACAACGAAGCGCCCCACGUGGCCACGAUCCGCAAGCUGUACGCCGAGGACCCGGACACGAGCCACUACAAGACGUCCGGGCAGGCGGCGACGAUUGAGAACGGCUGGCCCAUUCCCGUCAUCACGGCCGUCGACAAGUCGCCCGAGACGGCGGCCGAGAUCGCGGCGUGGCCCAAGUUGCGGGAUCGCGAGGGCGUGCAAAAGUACCUCGAGUGGAAUGCGAGGGAGACCGGGAAUGACUAUGUGAAGGUGAUGAAUGAGAGCGGGACGCCCAUCGGCUUGCAACUGGAUCAGCCGAGUAGUGAGUUAUUGAGGAUCAUUGUCGACGAAUCCAAGCAGAGGGGGUUCCUGGUCGUUGCGCACUCGAUGUGCGUCAAGGAUACGCUCCAGGUGCUCGAGGCGGGCGUGGAUGGUCUCACGCACACCAUUUGCGAUCGACCCCCUACGGACGAGCUGGUCGCUGCGUACAAGAAGAACAACGCGUGGUGCAAUCCCACGCUGGCGACGAUUGGCAGCUUGACGGCUGAGGGGAGGGAGUUGCAGGAGAAGUUCGCGCACGACGAGCGGGUGAAAGGAUUGCUGGGCGAGGGCCAGAGCGAGAAGAUGUGUAGCUGUUUCGAGAUGGGCCGGGGCCAUUCGAAGGUCGAGUAUGCGUAUGAGAGCGUGAGGAGAUUUAAGCAAGCCGGCGUGGACGUGAUUGCUGGCUCCGACGCCGCCGGACCUCUCCCGGGCAUCGCCUACGGCAUCUCUCUCCACCACGAACUCACCCUCUACGUCGACAAGUGCGGUUUUACACCUCGCGAGGCGAUCGAAUCCGCAACCAUCGUCCCGGCACGACGCUUCCGGUGGGACGACCGCGGACGCCUGGCUCCGGGCCUGAGGGCAGAUUUAGUACUCGUCGAGGGAGAUCCUUUGGAGGAUAUAGAUAAGUUGUUGAAUCUGAGGGGUGUCUGGAGGGACGGGGUGUUGUGUAGUGUGUAUAAGGAUGUGUUGGGGGAGGGGGUUGGGGUGAAUUAG